UGGCUUAGGAAAUAUGGCGUCACAUUUGUUUUGCGGCAGAGUAAACCUAAAUAUUUUGCGAGAAGCUGCACGAAAAGACCUGCGCGAAUUUUUAGACAAAUGUUCGGGAAGCAAGGCCAUUGUUUGGGACGAGUAUCUUACAGGACCUUUCGGCUUAAUUGCUCAGUAUUCCCUUUUGAAGGAACAUGAAGUCGAGAAAAUGUUCACCCUCAAAGGUGGUCGUAUACCAUCCGCUGCUGUCAAGAAUAUUGUCUUUUUUGUUCGACCAAGGUUGGAAUUGAUGGACAUCAUUGCAGAAAAUGUUGCAAGUGAGGAUAAAUUACAACCACGAGAAUUCCACAUCCUGUUUGUGCCUCGCCGGAGUCUCCUGUGUGAGCAGCGGCUGAAAGAGAAAGGGGUUCUGAACUCGUUCACAAACAUCGAUGAAUACAUUCUGGACCUUAUACCUUAUGAUGGAGAUCUUCUUUCCAUGGAGUCUGAGAGUUCCUUUAGAGAAUGUUAUUUAGAGAAUGAUCAGACAAGCCUGUAUCACGCUGCCAAGGGCCUCAUGACUUUGCAAGCACUUUAUGGAACAAUACCGCAGAUCUUUGGCAAAGGCGAGUGUGCAAGGCAUGUGGCCAACAUGAUGUUGCGGAUGAAGAGAGAGUUUGCGGGGAGUCAUACUCAAAUCCUGCCUGUUUUUGAUACCCUCCUCCUGUUGGAUCGCAAUGUGGAUUUGCUUACGCCGUUAGCCACCCAACUUACCUAUGAGGGUCUUAUCGAUGAGAUCUUUGGCAUCACCAAUGGUUAUGUGAAGCUUCCACCUGAGAAGUUUGCACAGAAGAAACAGGGAGAAGGUGGGAAAGAUCUCCCCACUGAGCCGAAAAAACUGCAGCUCAAUUCAGCCGAGGAGCUUUAUGCUGAAAUACGGGACAAGAACUUCAAUGCUGUGGGAGUGGCCCUCAGCAAGAAAGCCAAGAUUAUAUCAGCUGCGUUUGAGGAGCGACACAAUGCAAAAACUGUUGGAGAGAUUAAACAGUUUGUUUCCCAGUUGCCUCACAUGCAGGCAGCUCGAGGUUCCCUGGCUAAUCACACCUCUAUUGCUGAACUCAUUAAGGACAUAACAACCUCAGAAGACUUCUUUGACAGUCUGACUGUUGAACAAGAGUUUAUGACUGGAGUAGACACAGACAAGGCCAGCACAUAUAUAGAAGACUGCAUAGCACAAAAAGACCCUCUGAUAAAAAUCCUGCGACUGGUGUGCAUGCAGUCUGUCUGCAACAACGGCCUCAAACAGAAAGUCCUGGACUACUAUAAGAAGGAGAUCCUUCAGACAUACGGUUACAAGCACAUUCUGACCCUCAAGAACUUGGAAAAGGUUGGGUUACUCAAACCUCAAAGCACCAUGAGAAACAACUACCCCACAAUCAGGAAAACGCUCAAACUGUGGAUGGAGGAUGCCAACGAACAGAACCCCAAUGACAUCUCGUAUGUGUACAGUGGCUAUGCGCCACUCAGUGUUCGUCUGACACAAGUGCUCGCACGUCCUGGUUGGAGGAGCAUAGAGGAGGUGCUGAAGAUGUUGCCUGGUCCACACUUUGAAGAAAGACAGCAGGUUCCCACAGGCCUUCACAAGAAACGUCAGCCAGGAGAAAACAGAACCACCCUUGUCUUCUUCCUUGGCGGUGUGACGUAUGCUGAAAUCGCUGCUCUACGGUUUUUGUCUCAUAUGGAAGAUAGUGGGACUGAGUACAUUAUUGCAACCACCAAACUUAUCAACGGCACCAGCUGGGUAAAGUCUGUCAUGGACAAUCCUGAGGAAAACUUACCUUAAAGCUGCCUGUUUUCUGUCUGUAAUAAACCCAGACUUUAAUGUUUUGUGUACAUAUAGAAUGCAAGUUACAUCAAACUGUUGAUGCUGUUUUGUCUGAUCGUU
Messenger RNA from Sinocyclocheilus rhinocerous, 1915 nucleotides. It is a transcript of the gene vps33a, whose product is annotated as VPS33A core subunit of CORVET and HOPS complexes. Gene Ontology annotation, biological process: vesicle-mediated transport. Bases 14 to 1813 code for a protein of 599 amino acids. Lineage: Eukaryota; Metazoa; Chordata; Actinopteri; Cypriniformes; Cyprinidae. The record is from RefSeq and is a predicted model, not a curated record. The transcript is spliced from 13 exons.